AUGCCGGGCGACAUUCCCGUCGGCAAACACGAUCCUGCUGCGGCGGACCCCGCGGCAUGGGCGCAGCUGCAGCAGCUCCCCCCGUCCGACCGCCUGCACACGGCGGUGCUCCCCAAGGGCGGAAGCACUCUGGGCGCGGGCGCGCUGGCGGAUGGCGGAAAGGAGGGGGAGGCGGAGCUGGCGCAAGUGGACUUGCGCGCGCUGAGCCACGCGCAGCGGGAGCGGCUGGUGGAGCGCGCGCUGGAGACGCUCGAUCAGGACAACGAGGCGUACCUUACGAAGCUUAAAGCCCGCCUCGACCGCGUGGGGCUGGCCGUGCCGGCGGUGGAGGUGCGCUUCGAGGACGUGCACGUCGAGGCGGGCGUGUACGUCGGCACGCGCGCGCUGCCCACGCUCCUCAACUUCACUCGCAACUCGCUCGCCGCGGCGCUGCGGUCGCUGCGCGUGGUGCCGGAUUCGCGCCGCCCGUAUCCGAUCCUGCACGGGUGCUCGGGCGUGCUGCGGCCGGGCCGCAUGACGCUGCUGCUGGGGCCGCCAGGCUCCGGAAAGUCCACUCUUAUGCAGGCGCUCGCGGGCUGCCAUGACAAGUCGCUCAAGGUAUCUGGCAGCGUGACCUAUAACGGGCAUGCUCUUAACGAGUUCGUACCGGAGCGCACAGCAGUGUACGUGCCGCAGAACGACGAGCACAUCGGCGAGAUGACCGUCCGGGAGACCCUCGACUUCUCCGCGCGCCUGCAGGGCCCGGGGCUCCGCAAAGACCUAGUGGCGGAGCUGGAGAAACGAGAGGCGGAGCAGGGCAUCGUGCCGGACCCGACUAUGGACGCCAUCAUGAAGGCGAUGGCACUGGAGGGCAAUCCCACCAACGUCAUCACGGACUAUGUGCUCAAGAUCCUAGGGCUGGACAUUUGCGCCGACACAGUGCAAGUUCUCCUGAUGGACGAGAUCAGCACCGGUUUGGACUCCUCCACCACCUUCCUCAUCACGCGCUGCCUGCGCCACCUCACGCACCUCCACGUCGCCACCACGCUCGUCGCCCUGCUCCAGCCCGCCCCUGAGACCUACGAGCUCUUUGACGACGUGCUGCUGCUCUCAGAAGGCCACGUGGUGUUCCACGGGCCCAGGGAACAGGUGGUGCCGUUUUUCAACCAGCUGGGCUUCGAGUGCCCCGCCAGGAAGGGCGAGGCGGAUUUCCUGCAGGAGGUGACUUCCAUGAAGGACCAGGGGCAGUACUGGAGGGGGGUAGCGGCCGGUGGGGGUGAGCAGGGGAGCGGGGCUGGGGCCAGUCAGCCGUAUCACUAUGUGCCGGCGCAGGCAUUUGAGGCGGCGUUCAAGGAGACGCAGAUCGGCAAGGCCACUGCGGCACACCUCUCGGUGCCCUACCCCAAGGAGAAGAGCCCUCCAGGGGCACUCGCCCACAAGCGCUACGCCCUGCCCACCUCGGAGGUCUUCCGCGCGGUGUUCGAGCGCGAGUGGCUGCUGAUGAAGCGCAACGCGUUCCUCUACAUCGCGCAGACCAUCCAGAUCAUCCUCAUCGCGCUCGUCACCAUGACCGUCUUCUUCCGCACCACGCUCACCGUCUCCCUGCAAGACGGCAACUACUACCUGGGCGCCAUGUUCUUCGGCCUCAUCAUGAUGCUCUUCAACGGCUUCACGGAGCUCACGCUGCUUGUCAUGCGCCUGCCGAUAUUUUACCGCCAGAGGGACACGUUUCUGUACCCGGCGUGGGCGUGGGAGGUUCUUGAUGCAGAUGUUGCUCUUCUUCCUCAUCCACCAAGUCGCAUAGCAAAGCAGUUUCGACCUGGAUCCAACAGCAACGUGUGGAUCUGGGCGUACUGGAUCUCGCCCCUAAUGUACGGCCAGAACGCCCUCGCUGUCAACGAGUUCCUCGCCCCCCGCUGGAACGUCUCGGCAGGGCCCCUCUUCCCCCCCACGGCCACCAUGGGGCAGGUGCUGCUGGAGAGCCGCUCGCUGGCCAUGGACGACAAUUGGCGCGGCAUCGGUGUGGCGGCGCUCAUCGGCUUCAUCAUUCUUUUCAACCUCCUCACCAUCCUCGCGCUCGCUUACCUCGAUCCGUGGGGCCGUCCCCAGCCGGUGGUGUCGGAGGAGCAGUUGGAGACGAAGCACGCCGCCCGCACGGGCGAGGUGUUGGGCGCAGCGGGCGGCAGCAGAAAGCGGUCCACGCGGCAGGGCAAGGGCACCAGCAGUGCUCUCGACCGCUACUGCACCAGCCACACCGGGUCGCGAGACGUGGAGUCGCAGCCCGAGUCCACGGAAGGCAAGCACGGCAUGGUGCUGCCGUUCGCGCCGCACUCGCUCGCCUUCCACAACGUCAACUACUUCGUCGACAUGCCCGCCGAGAUGCGCGCCGAGGGCGCCCCCCCCGACGCGCGCCUGCAGCUGCUGCGCAACGUGUCCGGAGCCUUCCGCCCCAAAGUGCUGACAGCCCUGGUGGGCGUGUCGGGCGCGGGUAAGACGACGCUCAUGGACGUGCUGGCAGGGCGCAAGACCGGGGGGUAUAUUGAAGGAGACGUGCGCGUGUCGGGGUUCCCCAAGGUGCACGAGACGUUUGCACGCGUGGCGGGGUACUGCGAGCAGAGCGACAUUCACACGCCGCAGGUGACGGUGCACGAGAGCCUGCUCUUCUCCGCGUGGCUGCGCCUGCCGGCUGAUGUGGACGUGGAAGUGAGGGAGGAGUUUGUGGAGGAGGUGAUGGAGCUGGUGGAGCUGGAUAGUCUGCGCGACGCCAUGGUGGGGCUGCCAGGGGUCAAUGGGCUCUCCACGGAGCAGAGGAAGCGCCUCACCAUCGCCGUCGAGCUCGUCGCCAACCCCUCCAUCAUCUUCCUCGAUGAGCCCACCAGCGGGCUGGAUGCACGCGCCGCCGCCAUUGUGAUGCGCACGGUGCGCAACACGGUGGACACGGGGCGCACCGUGGUGUGCACCAUUCACCAGCCGUCCAUCGACAUCUUUGAGGCCUUUGAUGAGCUGCUGCUGAUGAAGAGGGGCGGAGAGGUGAUCUUCAUGGGUCCCUUGGGCACGGACUCGCGGCUCAUGAUCGACUACUUCCAGGCCAUCCCAGGCGUGCCGCCCAUCCGCGCCGGCUACAACCCGGCCACGUGGAUGCUCGACAUCUCCACGCCCGCCAUGGCCGAAAAACUCAACCUAGAUUUUGCCGAAAUCUUCCGCAAGUCGGACCAGUUCCGCCGCAACGAAGAGCUUAUCGACUCGCUCAAGACGCCCCCGGCAGGCCAGCAGGACCUCGCUUUCGCGACGAAAUUCUCCACCAGUUACCCGUCGCAGUUUGUGGCUAAUCUGUGGAAGCGGUCGCGCAUGUACUGGCGGGCGCCGGACUACAACGUGGUGCGCUACUUCUUCUGUGUCAUCAUGGCGCUGCUUAUCGGUGGGGUGUUCUUCGGGCUGGGCAAGCAGCGCAGCACGCAGCAGCAGCUGCUGAACGUGAUGGGAUCCAUGUACACGGCGUCGCUCUUCAUGGGGUGGAACAACGCUGCUUCCGUGCAGCCCAUUGUGGCCAUCGAGCGCACCGUGUUUUACCGCGAGCGCGCCGCAGGGCUGUACGGUGCGGUGCCAUACGCGUUGGCGCAGGGAGCAAUUGAAGUCCCAUACGUGUUGGUGCAGACGGGCAUCUACUCGCUGAUCACGUACGCGAUGAUCCAGUUUGAGUGGACGGCCGGCAAGUUCUGGUGGUACACGCUCUUCAUGUUCCUCACGCUCUUCUACUUCACGUGCUACGGCCUCAUGGCCAUCGCCAUCUCGCCCAACGAGCAGCUCGCCAUGGUCAUCUCGGGAUUCUUCUUCUCCUUCUGGAACCUUCUAUGCGGCUUCCUCAUCACCCAGCCUCAAAUCCCGGUGUGGUGGCGCUGGUUCUACUGGAUCAACCCCGUCUCGUGGACCCUCUACGGUCUCAAUGCCUCACAGCUGGGAGAUGUGACAACAACGCUGCAGGUGCCAGGGGUGACCCCGGAUCCAACGGUGCAGGCAUAUCUGGAGGAGGUGUUUGGCUACCAGCACUCGUGGCUCGGCUACGUGGUGCUCGUGAACAUCGAAUUCAUCAUCCUCUUUACCGUCUUCGCUUACGCGCUUAAGAAGCUGAACUUCCAAAAUCGUUAA
This is a messenger RNA of Closterium sp. Naga37s-1, 4125 nucleotides long. The record is from the annotation of a GenBank genome assembly. Lineage: Eukaryota; Viridiplantae; Streptophyta; Zygnematophyceae; Desmidiales; Closteriaceae.